CGUUCAGAGACCCUCAAGAAGCGAAUUUCGUCGCAGAACAUGCUAUGCUUUGGCUAGGUCGCGCCAUAAGCGUACGUUGAAGACUGACACCAAUGGGCUCCAAAUGUGCGUGCGUCAGCGUGCAACGCAUCAUGUCCGAGAGUCUCUGCAGGCGUAUUGAUUGUUACUUCGAGGACAUAUGGCCACGUGCAGUUGCGCUGUGUACUAUGUAGCUGGAGUAGCAGCCGCUGGCCCGUCAUUCCACAUUCGAAGAAAGAGCAAUGAAGAUGGGUACAAUUCUGUAACGAUGACCUUGUCGCCUUUGACUGAGAUUCCAAGCUUUCUAGCCCAUGGAUUCCAAGGAACGAUGUAUGAUGCUUGUUUUGUGGUAUGUGUGGGAAUUUUAGUCGAUCUAACCAGUUUUGUCAUUUUAAGGGAUUCUCCUCCAGAAAUCUGAAACAAGGUGUACAACACCCAUUUAGAUGGCGCUUGUUCCCAACCGAUUCAUACAUUUGCAUGUGUAUGAGCUUUUUUGAAACUUCAUGCCAAUUGAGGUCCAGCCGGAUUUACAUUUCUCCUCCAUCUGUGAAGCUUCUGGUCUUUGUUGUCAAUUUCCCUGGUUGGUCAGAGAUAGCCGGUUUCGAACAUUUCUCCCGCUCAACAUGGUAUCCUCUUAUCUGAUUUAAUAAUAGGUCGCCGGAUCAAAAUUCAAAAACAAAGGGAAAAAAAAACAUACAAAUCAAAAUGCCGUUUCAUGCACUAUUCCGCUCCUUUCAUGCUGUCUUGAGGGUUUUCAUCUUCCUCACACUGGCCAUCGCACACUGGCCGGUUGUGUCUGCAGGCGCCGGUUUCCCCGCUGGUGAAAUAGCCAGUCCCUCGGAUCAAUUCGGCAGACUUGUAGAGGCGAGGCGUCCAGGUGAAAGUCGAUCACCUAGGUAUCGGCUUCGCAUCAACUCUGACCCCUGGAGUAGAAGCGGUACCACUGAUCCAGUUCUUAUGGAGGGUAUCUUUCCAUCCGUCUCUCCCAAGUCCGCCAAAGCAGAAUCAUCAACUGGAAUAUCAUCGAAAAGAAGAAAACUAUUCGAUUACCCAAAACUCCCCAAAUCACCACCACUGACGGAAAACAUUAGCUCUCCGCGUAGGAAAGUCAAGACUGGCCCAGAAGCAUUUCCGAUGGAGGUUGAUGAAGGUUUGGAGAAUCGAAAAGAAGAAGGAACUUACAGAUCUCUAGACCAAGAAGUUCGCGCCGGCGCAGAAGAGCUACAGAAAGGAUUGAGUAAAGCAUUUGGAGAAAGGUCUAAAAUCCGUGCUGAGAUUGAAGGCUCAGGUAUAUUCGAAGUUACUCAGCGCCUUCUGAAUAUGAUAAUGCAUCAUGACCUUGGUGAUAGUGCACUGGAAGACGAAGACGCAGAAAUCUUGCACGAUGCAUUCAACCUCCACAUGCCACCAGACUCAGACCUCUUCGGACGGAACAUAUUUUGGGAUGACCUCGAGGGGGGUAAGAAGCCUGAAUUUCACGAGAACCGAGGUACUAGAGAGAGCUUUGCUUCGAAAUUACAGUCUCACCAGAACAAGAUCAAUCGAAAGUUACUGGGACUGCUUACACAAGCCGGAUCGGAGCCCGAGAGGGAAAAUGGCAGGCGAAUUCUAGAGAUAGCAAAGCAGUACCAUGAAUUCUUGGAUGGGGUCGACAAUCAGUUAACUUUCAAACCCAUCAGUUUCAUUGAACAGUUGACAGGAUCAAAAAGGCGUAUCAACUGAAUAUUGAACGGGAAUAAGCCAACCCCUAAAUUGAAUCAGAUCAAAUAAAGAAAUCUUCAAACAAAUCACACAUGCCGCAUACAAAACAUGCGUUUAAU
Messenger RNA from Puccinia graminis f. sp. tritici CRL 75-36-700-3, 1838 nucleotides. RefSeq lists its product as uncharacterized. The record is from RefSeq and is a predicted model, not a curated record. The transcript is spliced from 3 exons. Lineage: Eukaryota; Fungi; Basidiomycota; Pucciniomycetes; Pucciniales; Pucciniaceae. The coding region runs from base 724 to 1740 and encodes 338 amino acids.